UGCAAUAAAAAUUGCUGGUUGCAUUUUUGUGGAUCAAAUGGCGGCGCCCCUAAAGCAUGCAGUUUACAUGCGUAUGUGAGGAAUUUCGUGAUUACAAUCUCUUAUUGUAACAUACUAUUGAAUGUUUAACUGUUUACUUGUUCUUUUUUUAUUUCUGUUUACCGUUAACUUGUUUUUAUUUAAAAAUAAAAUUCAGUGUUGCCAACGAAACUGCAAACUUGAUCACCUCUUUAGUAGUUCUAACUGUUUGUGUUUGUGCAAAAUAUGGAUGAAAUAUUAGAUGUGGCCGCUUUUGGUGGUAUAAAUUGCAAAGAACUGGAAGAUGGCAUUCUGCACCACAUUUUCAUAAAACGUCGAUGUUAUUAUGUAAGAGAGAUAAGAAAUGUAACAAUUCCAUAACCUCAAAAAUCAGUAUUUACACAGUGGGACAUUAGAACUAAUUUUUAGCAAUUUUGUUUCUUAUAGAUUUAUAAUCUAUCCAUCAAACUAACGAAGUUAUUUAACAAAUAACACAGUGUUCACAAAAAAUGCAAUUUUUUCAUAAAAUUAAGUGAUGACGUCACGGUAGCCAUGUUGAUUGAAUCACGUUCCAAAUAAACAAUUUGGAACGCUUGUUUUUUGACUUAACACUACUUGAAAGUUGCUUUAUUUUAUAAAUUCUCAUUAAGUAAGUUUAUAUGUAAAAUAGUUUCAAGAAAUUUUGCUAAAAUCAUGCUUGUUUAUUCUUUAACAAGGGUUUGAAGAUAAUUAAGGAUAGGUUUAUUGUUUACUUCUAUAUUACAUGACAUGUAUGUAAUAUAUGUGUAAUAUUCGUACUAUUACUUCUUACUUAAGCAUUUUUUCUUUGUUUAUAUUUUGUAAUUUUGUUUUCUCCUGUAAUUGGCUUUCUGUCCAUUAGAACUAUAGUUAUUAUUAUUAUAAUGGUUAUGUGUUUUGUACACACAUGUAAACACUAUAGUGAACGACAUCAAUGUAAAUAUUUUGUGUUUCCUAAAGAUCCUAAGGAAUUAAGAAAAUGGCUUAAGUUAAUCAGACGCAAAGAUCGGAAGCCUAGUAAACAUUCUCGAAUUUGUCAAUGCCAUUUUCUCAAUGGUGACCGAAAAAAUGGCCCAACUAUUUUUAACCAUAAUAUGUGGAACCAAUUCAAAAAGGAUAGUAAACGGCAAAAAAUUAGAGACAUUGAUCAACCAAGCCCAUUAAUGAUAAAGCAGCGAGGUGAUUCCCCGGAGUUAUCAUCUGAUGAGGAGGCAGCAGAAGUGAUGCCUGAAGUGCCCUGUAAAAGAGAAAAAAGGUCUUCAUCAACUGAAACAUCUUCAACAUCCGAAAUGAUAACACAACAGUUAGCAAUUAAAACAGAAGUGGUGUCUGAUAAUGAGAUAGAUAGUUGCACAAAAAUUGAACAAUUUUUUGAUGAAGUGGAAGAUAAUACUUUAAUUGAAGUAAAAACCGAAAUAUCAGAUGUAGAAUUAGAGUCACGUUUUAUUUCGAGGGCAACUUCCGUUUCGCCAGAUCACAUGCAUGAAAGUGAAGAGAUCAUUAAAUGUAGAAAAAAGAUUGAAGAUCUUGAGCAGAUACGACAACGCCAAUCCAAGAAGAUCAGAGAGUUAGAAAAUUUAUUGCGAUAUUACACAAGUUUUUGUACAUGGUUGUUCUUCGAAAGAAGUAGUGCUGAAAGUAUCCAAAGACCCUACACAGUAUCAGCCAUGGAGAAAUACCUGCAAAAUAACAUCAAAAAAUUAUUUUUUUUUACAAUUUGUGAGAACGAAAAAAUCAAAGCCCAGCAAUUGUUACAAAGUAACAAGAAAUCCGAUUUUUUGUGAUGUUGGUGGCGUUAAUAAUUAGCAUCAAAACAAUAAUAGUCAUUAUAUGAAAUUUUGUUCUCGCACAAAUUGUCGUAUUUUUGUACAAACCUUCUUAAAUCAUCUUUGGGCGCCAUUUG
Messenger RNA from Tribolium madens (black flour beetle), 1939 nucleotides. RefSeq lists its product as uncharacterized. Bases 921 to 1820 code for a protein of 299 amino acids. The transcript has 6 exons. NCBI's taxonomy places the organism in Eukaryota, Metazoa, Arthropoda, Insecta, Coleoptera, Tenebrionidae. The record is from RefSeq and is a predicted model, not a curated record.